AUGAAAUUGCAUCAGGAACCCGAGACCGUACAAAUUGCGACGUUGCUGACGGUGAUCGGAGCCGAAGCUAGGAAAGUUUUCUCGACGUUUACGUUUGGCGAGGAUGACCGUGACAGAAUACAGCCGGUUUUAGAGAGUUUUGCUGCUUAUUGGCAGCCGUUGAAGAAUGUUCCUUUUGAAAGAUAUAAGUUUUACUCUAGAAUGCAAGAAGCGGGAGAAUCGUAUGACCAUUAUCGGACAGUCCUACGAAAAUUAGCUGAUCGAUGCGAAUUUGAAGCCAUUACGGCAGAUCAAAUUUUACGGGAGCUUGUUUUCGGAAUCCAGGAUUCAGAGGUACGUGAGAGAUUGCUUCGAGAAAAGAAUUUGUCACUGCAGAAAACUGAUGAAAUUUGUCGGGCGCACGAGACAAUGAUUCAAGAGAAGAAACUUGUUGGAGGUGCCAGCACUGGGGAUACAGAUCCGGGCGAUGUAAAUGCCUUUUAUAAAAAGCCUAAAGGAGCGAAAAAGAGGUGUGAUCGAUUCCCUGGAGGCGUUGACUCCCGAGUGAAAGCACGUGUCUAUUGCGGGCGUAUGCAUGAUCUGUCAAAGCGUGAAAACUGUCCAGCUUUUGGAAAAAGGUGUAAAAAGUGUAACAAGAAAAACCAUUUCGCGACCGUGUGUUUUGGAUCAGUGACUAAACCGUUGCAGCGAGGCAGUCGUGUUCAUUAUUUGGAGGAUGGAUCUCCAGACGAAGUUUUUGGCGUGGAGGAGAUUUCAGCGGUGACUCUUGAUGAUUCGCAGCUUGUAACAUUAAAAUUGGAGUCAGGAACUUAUCUUCGCUAUCGGCCGGACACUGGAGCGCAAUGUAACGUGGUCCCUUUGCAUUUGUAUAAGAAAGCGACAAGUUACUUUAAUUUGCUUAACGUGACUCCAUUAAGCACGGCAAUUAUUUCGUAUGGUGGGACAUCGAUUCCUAUCCUUGGUAGAGUUCGUUUGAGGGUUUGGUAUGGAGAUUUCAGAUGUUUUCUUGACUGUAAUCUGGUGGACAGCAAAAAAGUCAGGCCUAUACUUGGCAGGAGAGCCUGUCUCGGAAUGGAAAUCAUCAAAUACUUGGACAAUAAUCAGUUGAAUCAUCCCCAGACCUCUGAUGGUGACGUGUAUGCGCAUGAUGCGCAAACCGAGUCUCUUUUGUCCGCUGACCAGUUGGUCAAGAAAUUCCCUCGUGUUUUCGGUGAUGGAGUUGGUAAACUUCCUGGAGAAUAUCACAUGGAGCUGGAUGAAACGGUGAAGCCAAUUGAACACCCUCCUCGCCGAGUACCGGUUGCCACUCGUGAAUGUCUUCGAGAGACUUUAGAAGAUUUGGAGAGCCGAGAAAUUGUAGCUCGUGUGACAACGCCCACAUCUUGGAUUAGUUCAAUGGUUGUUGUACCAAAGCCAAACGGUGCCUUACGCAUUUGCUUGGACCCUAAGGAUCUCAAUCGAGCUCUGCAACGAGAGAAUUAUCUUUUCCCUACCAUCGAAGAGGUUGCUUCUAAGCUCCAUGGGGCCAAAGUGUUUACUGUGUCCGAUGUUGCCUGUGGAUUCUGGCACGUUUUUCGUGACAAGCAGUCAUCGUUCCUAACUACCUUUUAA
Messenger RNA from Orbicella faveolata, 1611 nucleotides. RefSeq lists its product as uncharacterized. NCBI's taxonomy places the organism in Eukaryota, Metazoa, Cnidaria, Anthozoa, Scleractinia, Merulinidae. The record is from RefSeq and is a predicted model, not a curated record.